Molecule: messenger RNA, 1546 nt
Organism: Loa loa (African eye worm)
Lineage: Eukaryota; Metazoa; Nematoda; Chromadorea; Rhabditida; Onchocercidae
Product: fatty acid desaturase
Exons: 9
Coding region: 1-1158 (385 amino acids)
Biological process (GO): ceramide biosynthetic process
Cellular component (GO): membrane
Molecular function (GO): sphingolipid delta-4 desaturase activity
Source: RefSeq, a predicted model, not a curated record
AUGUCGUUAUUUGUGUUCGAUGCACCUUAUUUAAAAGAAAAAGUUACUUUUAAAGAUAGUUUUGAAGAUCUCAUCGAAGGCGAGUUAUUGGUGAUGCAUGGGGCUGAUUUGGAAGAUUUUAGUUGGUCUUAUACGGAGGAACCACAUGCAAGCAGACGAAAUGAGAUAAUCCAGAAGUAUCCGGAAAUCAAAAAAUAUUUCGGUAUCGAUCCGUCAUUCAAGUAUGUCGUCGUAGCGAUGGUUUUCGCACAGUUCAGCAUUGCUUGGCUUUUGCGAGAUUCGGAUUGGUUAUUAAUUUGUUUGCAAGCAUAUUUUACUGGUGGUACCAUUGGACAUUCACUUACAUUAGCCGUUCAUGAAAUAUCCCAUAAUAUGGCAUUCGGUUGUGCUCAACCCCUUGCGAACCGCUUGUUUGGAUGUAUUGCUAAUCUACCGAUGAUGGUACCUAUGUCGGUUUCCUUUAAGAAGUAUCAUUUGGAGCACCAUCGCUACAUGGGUGAAGACGUAUUGGAUACUGAUAUACCGACGAAUUUUGAAGCACGAUACUUCCGCCGUACUUUGGGGAAAUUGUUAUGGGUCUUUCUCCAGCCGUUCUUCUAUGCUUCAAGACCAUUUCUUAUUUAUCCAAAAGCCAUCACAGAUUUAGAAAUCCUAAAUGCUCUACUUCAAAUUUACACUGAUUAUAUCGUUAUCAGUUUUUUCGGUUGGAAAGCUUUUGCAUAUCUGUUGGGCGGGUUUUUCGUUGGAUCGGGUAUUCAUCCACUUGCUAGUCAUUAUAUUUCUGAUCACUAUGUUUUCAAUCCUGGACAGGAAACAUACAGUUAUUAUGGACCGAUAAACUUAGUAACAUUUAACGUUGGUUAUCAUAUUGAACAUCAUGAUUUCCCAUAUGUAUGUGGCAGUAACCUUCCGAAGAUUAGAGCCUUAGCUCCGGAGUAUUACAAAGGUUACAUGGUGCAUUCAAGUUGGAUUUACAUGAUGUACGAUUUCAUUACAAAUCCAAAAAUGUCUUUACAUUCCCGAACCAAGCGAAAGACGGCAAAACCAACGGAUGUACACUUUUUCGAUAUUGGACCAAAUACUUCCUGUUUCAUCUAUAAGUUCUUCUCAUCUUUACUCAGAGCAAGACUGUUUCUGUUAAAAGAUAAAACGGGCUGAUUUUCUUUGAAUCAGGAGGUUGUAUCGGUUUAUCAGUAAUUUAUCGACAUUAUUUCUUAUUCGAUUUUCUUACGGUUCAUCCACCGUAUGCAUAAUGAUGUUUUUUAUACGGUACUGCCUGUUUCAUCAGUUUUGUCCUUUGCUAUUUUUUGCUCAUUCAUAUUUAUAAUUAACUUUUUCUAAGCUGUGGAGGAAAUCAUUCAUUAACUUGUGAAAUUUCAACAUUCAAAUUGUAAUAAUCGCGUUUUAUUGUAUUGUUGUUAUAUUCUAUAUUUCUCGCCUUAUCUUGCAUUUUAGUCUUGUAUCUUACAUUCGGUAACUCACAAAAAUAAGGCUCCAAGGAGGGAGAGAAGGGAGCUGAAAGGUUUUUAAAAUAUUCCACUGUCAG